GGCGGAAGUGACAUAUUUCUUUCAACAAACCAUUCCAUGUAGACAGUAAGAAAACAGAGCAAAGUUUUUGUCAACCAAACAUAUUUUUUUAAUUCCGGACACCAAUAACACCUCUGCUAAGAAAAAAAACCACCAUCGCAGUCUGCAUGGAGAUGUUCAGGAAAUGACGCAGAUGGUGUCAGGAUGGCAAGCGGUAGCCCACGUCACGUGACUCGCCCAACCAAUCCCACCACCCCAUCCCACGAACCCGUGGACCCAGAUCCCCCCACCCCAGAAGCGGAGAGUAGCCAGUAUGAGGACCCACCCACCGAUAGCAAUUACACCUUGUACUAUGACUGUAUCGAGCCUAGCGAAGCCAAUGAUUACACUACGGACGCUAUUGUAAAGGGUGCUUGGGUUCUAGAAAACGAAGAUGAAGAAGAGGAUGAAACUGACAAAAGUCUCCUUGUCAAUGAAGUAAAAUUUAGACAUUUUACAGAGGAUAAAAGCGUCAAUGUACGCAUGAGUCCAUACAAAUCAUCCCAUGCUGAUCACGGUGUACGUCUAGUUCAAGACGACGCAUCUAGUAUCGAAAAAAGCGGUGAUGGCGUCAAGAUCGACGUUGAGAAAUCCGAAACAGACUGUGCUUGCUCGAAGACCAGCACUACAUCUCUCAGCCACACCCCGCUGACGAAAAAAGCUGAAAGCAACUUCACCACAACCAAACCCGUAUUCGCAGACGCCUCGCACAAUUUCGCGUCUACAAUCACCGUAAGCCCCAUCAGCGGCAUCAACCCUCUGCAUAUGGCGAGUACAAUGCAAUUGUCUGCAAUCGCUCUAAUCGCCACCCAGCGAAUCGAACGUCAAGGUACUCUAGGUGAUACAGUUAACCGGGUGUUUACACUGUCACCUCGAACUACGGGAGAAGGUGACGAGUCACAGCCCAGCGGAGACAUUCUUGUUUGUGAGUACACUUUAAUGGAGCCGAAACGCGAGCACAGUGCCGCUGCUAAGGAGACAGGAGAUGACGUCAGCAUACGCAUUGAACUGGGGAUCGAAGAGGAUGCACAAUCAGCUGGUGGAAAAUCGGGUGGAGAGAACUGUGAUGGUGUCCCUGAUGCCCUGAACACCAACACCAAUGCUUUAGCCGAGUCGUUGGCCAAGAUCGAGCAGGAGGAACGCGAGUGUACUGAAUACCUGAGAGACGAGAGAAUGGCGGACAGGAUCCAACAACUCAUGGCCGAGAGGGACGAUCUCGAGUUCAAAACCCACCUCCUCCUUGCAUGGAACUCUAUCCUCUUCUUCUUCCUCGUCAGUACUCUGAUCUACGCAUGCGCAUGCGUCUGUGGCUUCCGGAAGUCCUUUACUUGUGGGGAAACAUGUCUCCGGCGAGAGAAGCAGCAGGAAGAGCAACCAGUGCAUAAGAAAUGGUGGGAGUAAUUCGAUGCCUGGAACAGCGCGGUGCGAUUUACUGUUUAUUUUGUGGUGGGAGGUGAGAGAACAGCGUGGGCAGAAAGUGUCCCAAAUAUCGUUGGCAAUGUUCCAUCGCCAUUAAAAGUCGAUGGUUUAAAAAAAAUGAUUACAUCAAAGAAAAUAGAAACAUCACUCGUCACAUUUUAAAAUAGGGACUACAUUUUAAGGGAAACAUCAAGGUUGAGUUGUUAUUGUAACGUAUGAAGAAUAAACUAAACGCAUUUUG
Physella acuta is the source of this 1678-nucleotide messenger RNA. RefSeq lists its product as uncharacterized. The record is from RefSeq and is a predicted model, not a curated record. Lineage: Eukaryota; Metazoa; Mollusca; Gastropoda; Physidae.